CACUCAUUCAUCAAUAACCUUGAAAAUGACGGAUGCAAUGUUCUUGGACGACGUCGAGGGGCUCCUCCACAUGGACGACCCGAGCGUCUCGGGCAAUGACCUCCUCCUGUCUCUGGAUAAAGACGCGUCCAAGCAGGCGCUGCAGCCUCUUGUGCUCGACUCCGCGGCGCUCGACGGACUGUUCAGCGCUUCUGACAAAUCCGACGAUGACAAAGACCAUCACUCUGCAGCCACCGACAGUGACUCUGCGUCCACGUCUUCUCCUCCGCAAUGUAUCCCCGAGGCGGACAACAUCCGCUCUCGAGACGCUAUCCGACGCAGCACUUACAGACAGAAGCAAAAGGCCCAUAAAGAGGCUCUCUACAAGCAGGUAAACGAGCUUUCGAGCCAAUUGUCGACGCUCAUGAAGAAGAAAGAAGCUGCCAAGGAGGGCAUGAGCGUGACUCAAGCUGCAGUGUGGAAGGCGCUAGCUAACAGGAACCUACAGGCCAGAAUGAACGCCGAGGAGCAACGUGCCAAACUCCAAGCAGCUAUAAAGAGACGAUCGACGCUAAUUCGAGAUCUAGGCGUUCUCAUCAGAAAGAGAAUUAGUGAGGAAGCACUUGAAGAUGCAGGGUAUGCAGUGAAAAAGCCACGUACAGAAACACCCGAUAGGGCGCUGUACGAAGCCUAUAUUGACGAGCUGGACGAGAUUUAUGCCAAGGCGGACAGCGUCUUCAAGGCCAGUGCUGUUCAACCAGAUUUGGACAGUAGUGAGGACACUCGACUGUACUACAACCCACCGAGAUCGUCCAGCAAAGAUGCCAAUUAUCAUGAACUGGCAGGAUCGUUCUCAACUCCGUUCGCCUACGAGCGAGUGCGUGAACAUGUGCAGGAGGUGACGUGUAUGGAGUUUCGCCCUGGAUUUGAAGUGGUGGAGGAGUCGUGGGUUCCUGGUGAUACGACAAUAACCAAAUGCAGAAUUGAAGGGCAGGGGGGUCUAUUGGUUGCUCAGCAUUGUGUUAUUCGUCGAUUUAAUGAAGAAGGCCGACUGGUUCUCGUGUGGAGGAAGUUUAGUGAGGGUGAAGGCAAAUUUGCCGGCAUGCACUCGGAUGAAACAGGGUGGAGCAUCAUACGACCAUCUCGUGUGAGCGGGAGUGUUAGCUCGGUGGUGGAGUUGAUCUCGCGCUUCGUCCCGAUCACCUUCAGCACAGCAACUGGCUCGGUUGAUGUGGCGAAACAAUUUGCCGACCUGAUGAUAAAAGAUGGCGAAGAAAUCUGUCAGCUAGGCCUGCAGAAGCUCGAAAAAUUGCUGUUGGACGAUGCACUCGGAGUUUACUAAGCGAAGACGUCCACAAACAUAAUUUAUAACGCUAAUCACGUUUUGCAUACCAAUCUUUGUUGGGAAGUGAGAGAACUUAGCACACUUUUAAUUUUUGCUGGAUUAAUUUCUACUACUACUGUAAGUGGCAUUACAUGUAGUUUACCACCACCUAAAAUACGUAUCCAGUCAUCGUAAUCGUAGUAAUUUUUGACGUGUAGCUUACAGUAAGUAAUGAAAAAUAAGGAGGCCAAAAAUACAUGCAAUUGGAACUCUGCAC
Molecule: messenger RNA, 1580 nt
Organism: Phytophthora nicotianae INRA-310
Lineage: Eukaryota; Oomycota; Peronosporomycetes; Peronosporales; Peronosporaceae
Exons: 1
Coding region: 26-1321 (431 amino acids)
Source: RefSeq, a predicted model, not a curated record